This is a messenger RNA of Wallemia mellicola CBS 633.66, 3812 nucleotides long. RefSeq lists its product as hypothetical. Gene Ontology annotation, molecular function: DNA-binding transcription factor activity, RNA polymerase II-specific; zinc ion binding; transcription cis-regulatory region binding. The record is from RefSeq and is a predicted model, not a curated record. Gene Ontology annotation, biological process: positive regulation of transcription by RNA polymerase II. Gene Ontology annotation, cellular component: nucleus. NCBI's taxonomy places the organism in Eukaryota, Fungi, Basidiomycota, Wallemiomycetes, Wallemiales, Wallemiaceae. The coding region runs from base 1 to 2106 and encodes 701 amino acids. The transcript is spliced from 2 exons.
AUGGAGGACAGCGACAACAAAAGAAAUAAAAUGGACAACGAAAAGAAGCCAACGAGAUCAACGAAAGCCUGCUUGGAAUGCAGAUCGAUGAAAUCUCGCUGUAACGGUGACGGUACAAACACCUGUGAGCGGUGCUUGAAGAGGGGGGUAGCUUGCGUAUACGAGCAGACUGUUAGGCGGAGAGGAAAGGAUAAGCGUCCGCGUAUCGUCACUCGACGCAACAAAUCAAAGUCGAAAUCUGAUAGUUUCGAUGAACCUGUGACGAAGAGACCGAGAACGUCUUUGAGUACGUCUACGUCUUCAAGCUUUGACGAGCAGCAGUACACGCAUUCUCCGCAAUCGUCUACUCCCGUUCUAUCCACAGCUGCACGGCCCCCACUUACGAGUCAUUCUCGCCAACACUCAAAUGAUCUUUUCAAUAGCGUAACAACACCAGCGUUUCUAUCGCCUAAUACGCAAUUUGCACACUUUACUCAGUUCGCUCCUCCGUCCCCGCAGUUUCUUAUUAGUCCGAACACGAGUUAUGAAAGAGAAACAUUCUGGGAUCUUCUCGUCAAUGAUAGAUGUAAUGUCAAUCAAUCGAAAGAUAGGACGAAAGUUAACAAAUCAAUUUCUGACGACCUGUGGCUUGUCUUCUCUCGUUGUGAUUUCAUUGCAACACUUUUCAACAUUAGCAAUUUCUUCGACAACAUCAACGACUCAGCUAGACGCGUAAAUGUCGAACCUUCACUCAUUCAUUCUCUCCUGGCUAUCAGUCAUGCUUUACAGGGUCAAUUUCAGAUCGCUUAUGUGAUGGCAGACCGUGCCCAUUCUACUCUUCGUUCAGCAAUGAUGACCGGAAGACUUACCGUCGGUAUUGCACAGAGUGCCGUCGUAGGUAGCGCUUUUUGUGAUUGCACACAAACUGAUCUCACUCAGGUACUCCAAUACUACGAAUCUUUCCCACUCGGUACUUUCAAUAUUAAAAGAUUAGCAGCACCACUCUAUGCAGCAGAUGCAGUUAUAAAAAACCUCGCACUCACAUGCCUCGAUGCUGACAAAGUCGCUCACGUUUUCGAUGACGAUGGUAUUCCUAUUAGCACGACAGAGCAGGAAGUAAUUAAUUUUAACGAUAUGCACCUCCAGCCUCCGCUUCACUCGACGGAAGAUUCGUCCACCUGUCCUUGCCAAUCCUGGGCUCAGCCUUCGCAUGUUACGCGGAAAGACGAUGCCAUCAGGUUUAGACAUAUACCCAAAUUCGCUACUGAAAACGUCUCUGAGUCGCACAUACACCAGGAGGAGAUUAGGCGGGUUGUUUGGGGGACAGUUAACAACGGAUGGUAUCUCCAAAUGUUGGAUCCGCACGCCGUUGCAACGUUACACACUUCCCAGAGUUCGAAUUAUGGUGUCUUUUAUACCGCCGAGUCAUUUGUUUUGUCAUUACCGGAAGAAGGAUUGCGAAGAUGGUCGAGAUACACACUCUGGGCUUUCGUUGACCGCUUGAAAUUGUUAUGUCACGCCGCGACACGUCUAUCGCGUAGUCUUCCCCCACUCGAGCUUCACAUGCGAGCUAACAAAAUAAGUGCUGAGGUUGACAAAAUUGAGCGCGACUUGGCAAACCUUCAUAGUUGUAACAGGGGCGUGCAUGGAUGGCACGUAAGCAAUGUCGCUUUCAUCACAAGGUUGAUCCUCACGGCCAAGACGCGUCAGUUUUCGCAUCCAGAUGGUACUAACACUGGUCCUUCGGAUUAUUACACUAGACAACGGGCCCGCGAAUGGCUUGAUGCACACUCACUGAUUUGGGAUCAUAUCAUCAAUAAACAGUCGAUUGCUAAUCAGCCAAUGAUUUUCGUCGCACUUAUCUGUCAAGCUCUUCGAUGCCUCGAUCUGGUGGCCUUGGAUUCGGCUUUCACGAGAGCUAUUCAUGUCGCUAGAAACAUUCUCAAAGGGAUAGAAGAAAUGAUCGCAAUUUAUCCAACAAGCGAAUCAUCCGAUCUUGAUAAAAUGAUGACCAAAGUGAAAGUUUCUUGUGAUGAACUUGAGAAGAGAACAAUUUUAGCACAAUGUCAACCUAAUGACAGUAUCAUUCUUCAGAAUAUACAGUAUAUAAAAAACGAGCAAUCAUGACAAAUUUUUUAAAUAUCCACGGGUUUUUUAUAUUGAAUAUUAACACCAUUCACACAUCGCCAAGAACAUUUUUCUUAUACAAGACAAUUUACUCUACUGCAUUGAUACACGGACUUUUAGCAGAAAUAUUUCCCAUAAUAGUUGUCCAACUUACAAAUAUAUAUCUUUCUUGUAUGUAUAAACAUGAAUAAAGUGACAAAAAGAGAGUUACUCCGAUAUUAAGUAUAUUAGGUUACUUGUAAAUUGCCCAGACCAUUUGUUACAUUAUCGACUGGGCUGCUUUGAUUGUUGGAUGAUUGAUAUUGUUGAAUUUGACGUUUCUGCUGACCAGCGCGAACGCCGCCUCUUCUUACAAAGUCUCUCAUCCGACGAACCUCCUCUUCAACUCUAUCAAGUACAACUCCACAAAAUGCUUCUCCAUCACGCAGAAGGUCACCAUCUGCGGCUGGUGGUGCGGUGAAAGCAGCUUCUAGAGAGCGCGUGGUCGAUUCUUGGAGAGACGCGAAAAGCUUUGCCGUUGACCUUCUCAGUGCGGAUGAUGCGGGCGGUGGAAGCAUGUCAUUGUCAUAAAUUUCAUCGGAAAGCAUGUGCUCGUCAUCUUCAUCUUCGCUCUCGUCCAUUGGUUCAGCGUCAGAUACCCAGACCCAUUUACCACCUUCAGCCAUAACCCAUUCUCUGUCCUCAUCGACACCACAGUCAGGAUCAACUUGGGUCGGUUUCCAGGCUUCUUCGACUUCCCAUCUCUGCCAGUCGCUCGGUGGACCGACGUCUGCGCCGAGACCGAGUACUUCAACUAAACCAAGUCCGUCACGCUCCUUUCCCCAAAUUUUACCAUCAAUUUCGAGUCUAGAUAGAUGUGGAAAUAGUGGAAGGAAGUGCAUGAAGUAUGCUCUAAAUGGCAUACUCGUCGUAUCAUCAGCACCUUCGAGUGGAGGUGCAAUGCGCGGGUUUCUGCUAGGAGGGAAGGAACCACAGAGUACCAAAGUGUGUAAAUUGCGUGAUGGGUGUAUCAGAUGAAAUAAUCCAUGUGGAGAUGUCCAGCAAACGUUGCGUACUUCCAAGAUACGGAGUUCGCUGAGUGAUGUCGUGGCUUCAGAGAGGAAAGACCGACCGUAAGCCGUCGAAGAAUCCCGUAUGUUUAAAUUAACUAAGCGUAGGCUCUGCAACGAUGGGUUUCGUCGUAAUAACAGCGUUAGAGCAUCCCGAGAUACAGACGGGAGAUUACUGAGGUUUAGCGAGGUGAGAAGAGUGAUACUCUCGCUUCUAGGCGGAACAAGACUGCUAAGAUCAAAGCGCCAACUUAGAUGAUUGAGUGAGAGGUGCGUCAACGUCCCCGGUAGAUUUUCGAACAAACUGGGCGGUAAGUAGAUGCUGGGGAGUGAUAAAUCCAAUCCUUUCAGGUUCUGAGCGGGCUGAAUACAUCGGGAGAUCAGCCUGCCUAAUCGACCAUCAGCUCUGCCUCCAAUAGUGGCUUCCCCGCGCCAAUGACUGGCUUCUGUCCAAUCGCCAUCAACUUUGAACCAUUUAAGCGCCUGCGAUGGCGUCCAAUCCUUCUCUAGAUAUUCACCGUAUGCGACGACAGCAGCGAGCGUAGGUAGAUGUAGCGCUGAAGGUGGAGGAGACGUCCGAUAAAGAGAUGUGUACACCGGUGGUGAUUUUUUACUCGGAGGCGUCUGCGUCGGCAUUUUGCUCGAUAUUUUCUCGUU